Molecule: messenger RNA, 3499 nt
Organism: Vombatus ursinus (common wombat)
Lineage: Eukaryota; Metazoa; Chordata; Mammalia; Diprotodontia; Vombatidae
Gene: PASK
Product: PAS domain containing serine/threonine kinase
Exons: 19
Coding region: 119-3334 (1071 amino acids)
Biological process (GO): protein phosphorylation; negative regulation of glycogen biosynthetic process; intracellular signal transduction
Cellular component (GO): cytosol; cytoplasm; nucleus
Molecular function (GO): protein serine/threonine kinase activity; ATP binding
Source: RefSeq, a predicted model, not a curated record
GCGCUCGGAGCCCGCAGUCGGCGGGUCGGUGCGUCCUGUCCCGGUCUGUCGCCGCCGGCCCCGGCCCUCAGUUGAUUUCUUAGGGGUGAAAAGUAAGUGAUCUACUUCAAGUCUUAAGAUGUCCUUGAAGAUAUUCCUGGAAGAUGGUUUUGUAUGUGCACCAAGGGGAUUAUCCCUAUUAAAAAAUGUGGAGAUUCCAUUUGAAGAAAAUGGCUUAGAACUGAGCAGAUACUUUCCCAGGGUUUUCCAGCACCUGAGCAGGAAGAAUGGCUUUACCAGACUCUGUAACAGUAAAAAGUCACUAACGGAAGACAAAUGGAAUACCUAUUGCUUGUCUUCACUGGCUGCCCAAAAUAUUUGUAUGAGCCGAUUCAGCGUGAUGCCCCAGUCGGAGCAUUCUGAACUGCCCAGUGCUAUAUGUAACUCUUCCUGUACCUCCUUACUGAAUAGCUUCUCCUCGAGGUCAUCCCUUCACUCUCUGUCUGCGUCUGCUUAUGCGUAUGCCCCAAAUAAAGCCGUCUUCAUAGUGGAUUUGAAGACAAUGAAGAUCCUCGUCAUCAAUGACCAAGCUUGCGACCUCCUUGGCUGUGGUGGUCAAGAGUUGAUUGGCCAGAGGUUGUCGGUGUUCUUUUCUAAAUCCAGCACCUCGGUAGUAGAGGCGUUAAUUAAUGAGUCUGAUCAGAUGUCUGGACAAAAUGUCAUCGCUUUUGGAACAGUGGUGGACCUCAUCUGCUCCAGCAAGGAGAAGAUUCCCGUCUCCAUCUGGAUGAAGACUGUGGAGCACGAUAGUUCUCCCUGCUGUGUGGUUUUGCUGGAGCCCGUGGAGAGAUUCACAGUUUGGGUCACUUUCCAGAGCAAUGGCAAGGUGAUAUCGUGUGACCACCUUUUUGCUCAACUCUUUGGCUACGCGUGCUUAGAAGGAGUGAUUGGGAGCGAGAUCACGGACCUGAUUCCUUCUCUGCAGAGACCAUCCCCGGGCCAGCAGGUCACAGAGGACCUUAGGAUUCAGAGGCUGACGGGGAGAACCAGGGACGGCAAUGCCUUCCCCCUGAGCUUGAAGCUGCGGAUGGACAUCCCUGAGGAGGAGGAGGAGGUGGAGGAGCAGGAGGAGGAGGGCCAGGAGGCCUCUUCGCGGUCCAUCUACUCAGCUUCCCUCUGGAUUUUCACCACCAUCAGCGGCUUAAUCACCCUUCAGCCUGACGGGACCAUCUAUGGCAUCAACAGCAACUUUGCUCUAACAUUGUUUGGUUACGAAAAGGUGGAGGUGCUGGGGAAGAACAUCACAUUUCUGAUACCUGAUUUUUACAACCAAGUGGACCUGGUAGAAAAUAGCCCUGCGCCAUCGCUCAGUACUGUUGGCUUCUCGGGAGGAAGAAAUGAGAAUAAGGCGGAGAAGAGGAAGGAAGAUGACAAAGAGGCGCGUCGUGCAGAGAGUGCUAAAGGUGCCGGUGUUAAUAUCUUGCAUUCUGCAAAUGAACUUCGCCAAAUCCUGGAGGACCAGGAAUCAGCACAACCCUCAAGAGACCCUAGCAAGAUGGCGACCCUAGUUGAAAAUGAUGGGAACGGUUCUCUACUUUCAGACACACCCGCACCAGGGAUGGAUAACGUCACUGCCGACAGUCCGCCUGUGCGAGAGGGACAGCCCUCGUCUGGGGGAGCUUCUGAGGAGGAACCUGCGGAGUGGGGAACGGUGCAAGGUCAAAAAAGCGUAAUCGGCAUCUUGAAAAAGGAGUCGAGCCUUCAAUCUAAAAGAGUCCCGAAAAACCAGAGUUCAGUUGUUAUAUUGGGAGAAUCCCCUUCUCAGCCACGGGGCUUGGAAAAUGCCAGUGGAGAAAGUGACUUGUCGGGGGCCCCAGGUGUUACUGAAGUCACCGAUGGCGUGGACGCCUCUGCUUCCAGUGGUAAGAGGCACUCUCCUGAGACUUCAGACUCCCAGGCGACCCCUCCACCCAGUGUGGAUGGGCAGAAGCUGGACGCUUCCGAGGACAGCUGGGGAGCAUCAGCGCCAGAGGACGCUCUUUCAGCCCACGGCCCUCUGAAACAUAAUAACGUGGAUCCCUCGAAAGGGGGAUCCAUGUUGGAGAAGCAAGCACUGAAUGCUCCAGCAACCUCCACCCCUGUGAAAAUGGGGAGGCAACAGACCCCGACACUGGGCCUCCACCUGGAGAUCCAGGAAGGCACUUACACUGGGACCUGUCAUCACCGAGAUGGGGCCGAGCUCAAUAUACAGUUUGAAAUAAAGCACGUGGAGUUAAAGGGACCUGCAGAUUUGUUUUGCUGCUGGGUGGUAAAAGACUUCUUCCAAAACCAUCGCACAAUGGGAAGGGCCCAGUACCUGUUUUCCAGCUUCUGCUCCUCAUCUCAGUCCUUACUGGAAGAGCCUAGGAGCGGCACAGAAAUGAGAAGACCAAAAGAUUAUCUGGAUGAAUACUCCCGGGACAGAGACUUGGAAGGACUGAGGGCUUAUGAUGGAGAAUAUUCUAAGCAUUAUAUCACCCUGAGGCCCAUUGGCAGUGGGGCCUUCGGCUCUGUCUGGAUUGCUAAGAGUAAGGAAGAAGACAAGGAGGUGGUGGUCAAGUUUAUUAAGAAGGAGAAGGUGUUGGAGGAGUGUUGGGUGACAGAUCCCCAAAUGGGAAAAGUGACUCAAGAGAUUGCCAUUCUUUCACAGAUGCAGCAUCCCAACAUCAUUAAGGUACUAGACGUGUUUGAGAACGAAGGGUUUUUCCAGCUCGUGAUGGAGAAACAUGGCUCUGGCAUGGAUCUCUUCACAUUCAUCGACAACCACCCCGCUCUGGACGAGCCCCUGGCCAGCUACAUCUUCAGACAGGUGGUGUCAGCCCUAGUGUACCUCCGAUCCCAAAACAUCAUCCAUAGAGACAUUAAAGAUGAAAACAUCAUCAUUGCAGAGGACUUCACAAUUAAGCUGGUGGAUUUUGGCUCAGCUGUUUAUAUGGAACCUGGCAAAUGCUUCUACACCUUUUGUGGCACCAUCGAGUACUGCUCCCCAGAAGUCCUCAUGGGACAUGCCUACCAAGGACCAGAAAUGGAGAUGUGGGCCCUCGGGGUGACCCUCUAUACUUUAAUGUUUGAAGAGAAUCCUUUUAAUGAGUUAGAUGAGGCCCUGGAGGCUGUAAUCCUGCCUCCCUUUUCAGUCUCACCUGACCUUUUGAACCUUCUCUGUGGGCUCCUGGAGCCCAACCCAGAAGAGCGCAUGACCUUGGACACACUGAUACACCAUCCUUGGGUAAUCCAGCCUGUGAACUUAGCUAACUAUUCCUGGCAGGAGGUGUUUCACUCAGCUGCCAUACCAGAAAGUAGUAUUCAUUCACCCUAGAGGAGAGAGAGGAAACUGAACGAAACAGAAUUCCAGUGGCUAAAGUAUCCUGAGAAUGUGCUCUCCAAAGGUGAAGCUGAGCUGCCUCCAAGAAUGCACAAGCCCGUGUCUUUGAAGUCUGUCACUUUUUUGUAAGAGAAAAUAAUUAAAAUUCAUUAAACUGAA